GUAGCCCGACGACAGAAAGCUUCUCCUCGCGCAUCGGUGCGCGCGCGCAUAAGUUGAUUAACGCGGGGAAAACUGAUUUAUUGUGUCCCGUUGAAAAAAUAAUCGCGCGAGGAAAUGUGAUGGAGGGCCAGGAGUGGCGCGCGGACUGGCAGCAGCAGAGGAUUGACGGCAUCGUCUCAACCAGCCAGUGUCCUCGGGGUUUCGCGCAGACCGGCCGAGGCAGGGAGCACGAGCAGCCGGUGCUGCCGCCUCUGCACCACCCUAUCAGAGAUGUAUAUUUCCAGGGGACCCUAUGCGCGCGCAGCACGUACUCGCCGCUACAAGCGCUCAGCGAGAGCACGUGCCGGGACCACGGCGCGCAGCCGGCGCCCCCGCCGCAGCCUCCCAGGGUCCAGUUUUCUCUGCAGGUGUCCUCGCAGAACGUCACGCUGCACUCUGCAGUUGCAAGAUGCACCGCGACCUUGGAGCUAGCAGCGCUCUGGCGUAGCUUCCACGAGCUCGGAACUGAAAUGAUCGUCACCAAGGCUGGGAGAAGGAUGUUCCCAGCGCUGCAAGCUAGAUUGGGAGGGCUACUGCCGAAUGCGGAUUACUUGCUGCUAGUCGAUUUUGUGCCGCUGGACGAUAAGCGGUAUCGAUACGCUUUUCACAGCUCAAGCUGGGUAGUAGCGGGUAAAGCGGACCCAGUGUCCCCGCCACGGAUCCACGUGCACCCGGACUCGCCUGCGCCCGGCGCCCACUGGAUGAGGCAGCUCGUCUCCUUCGACAAGCUCAAGCUCACCAACAACCAGCUGGACGAUAAUGGACACAUAAUCCUGAACUCCAUGCACCGCUACCAGCCUCGUCUGCACGUGGUGUACCUCCCAGCGGAGGGUCAGAGCGCGGCGCCGGGCGUGGUGCCCUUCAGGACCUUCGUCUUCCCUGAGACCGGCUUCACGGCCGUCACCGCUUAUCAGAACCAUAGGAUAACGCAACUAAAAAUAGCGAGCAAUCCGUUUGCAAAAGGGUUCAGAGACUGCGACCCCGAUGACUGCCCUCCCGACCAGACUCAACAGCGAGGCACUCCUAGACGCCGUGAGCCGUCAGCCCCGGAGCCCUGCCCUCAACUAAGUCAGCCGUAUGCUGCGGAACCCAGCGCGUGCGGACCUUUGUACGCUACCCAUGCUCAUCCAGUACGGUACCAACCUCAUGCCGGCCACAAUAGUGCUUACAGCGCGUACUAUGCCCACAGGUAGCCCACGCGUGGGGUCGCUAUGUGAUAGUUUUGAAUGAGAGGAAAGACAACAGAUGGAUGUGAAUGUAUAUUGUAGAGAAUGUAAAAAUAAGUAUUUAUGAUAAAAGAUGGGAAGAACAAUUAUUAUUAGGAUAGUACAGGAUUUGGGGUGCCAAAGAAAACAUACCAAAUGUAGGAAGUCAUUAAAAAAGGAAAGGACACGUAGUAAGUAAACUAAAUAGAUUUUCUAGAGUCAAAUAGGUUUGCCGGGGGAAUAUUUUCUGGGUUAUGACAAUUAAAACUUAAACUGUACACAGAAAAAGCAAUAAAUAAAUUCUAUUCUAUUUUAAAAAAAUGGUUUAAGUAAUAACAGUUCUUCAGGAUCACAUCUACACUUUUAGGUUAGAAAAAUAUUUUUUGAAUCAACAUUUUAACAGUGUUAAAUACGACGACCGCAACGAGAAUUACCCGAAUCUUAAAACGUUGUCAUACGAGUAGGUAAUGAUGGAUCCUAAUUUAGUAUUAAAAUUAUUUGUUUCUUGAAGAUAAGUAAGCCUAAUUCAGAAGUUAUGCUGGUGACAGGCUUUAUUAAAUUAAUCUUUGAUUCGUGUUAAAGCACGGAAAUACAGAUAUUACUUAUUAUCGAAGGCAAGAACAAGCACUGUACUUAAGGUGAAAUAGAGUUUAAUAUAUUUAUAAGUUAUUUGUAAAUUAGUAAGGUAUAGCUUAAGUUUUAAAACCAAAAAAAGAUGGAAACAGUGCCUUUUAUAAGUGAUACUGUUUACUUAGCUCUAGUUUAAACAGAUAUUUUAAUGUUACCAAAUAUAAAAAUAAGUAUUAGAUUUAAGUUCUUUUGGUGCCAAUUAUUAUGAAAAUUAGUAAAGGUAGAAUAAAUACUUAUAAAUCUCUGACUAAAAUUAUUGUUUACUGAAAAAUGAAAAUUUUGAGUGUAAACCAGUCAUUUGAAACCAAAUCUACGGUAGGAAUUUAAGAUUUUCAUAACAUUUUUGAAAUUUCUACCGUCAAAAUGUUGUAACCAAAGGUGUUUUUUAAGUUAAAUGUAAAGAUUUAGU
This is a messenger RNA of Ostrinia furnacalis (Asian corn borer), 2283 nucleotides long. RefSeq names its product T-box transcription factor TBX1. NCBI's taxonomy places the organism in Eukaryota, Metazoa, Arthropoda, Insecta, Lepidoptera, Crambidae. The record is from RefSeq and is a predicted model, not a curated record. The transcript has 9 exons. Gene Ontology annotation, molecular function: DNA-binding transcription factor activity, RNA polymerase II-specific; RNA polymerase II cis-regulatory region sequence-specific DNA binding. Gene Ontology annotation, cellular component: chromatin; nucleus. Gene Ontology annotation, biological process: cell fate specification; regulation of transcription by RNA polymerase II; positive regulation of DNA-templated transcription. Bases 120 to 1232 code for a protein of 370 amino acids.